AUGGCACGCAACUAUAAAGACGACGUGGAUGAUAGCGAUGAACAUGCCAUCCUGAUAAGUCGCGACGAUGUCAGUGAUUACAAUCCAGGCCAAAUAUUGCCACAACCGGAGAAAACCAUCCAGCAGAUUCGGGCCUGGCUCCAGCCCACCCCAUAUGAGAUCGCUGGAGGCGAAUAUCGCAAACAUCUGGCCACCCAUGCACCCGGCACAGGAGCCUGGCUGACCUCGAGCGCUGCAUACAAGCAAUGGCUUCAAGAUGAUCAGCACGGGCUGUUAUGGAUCAAAGGCAUUCCUGGCUCGGGGAAGUCUGUUAUAGCAGCCAACCUCAUCGACGAGCUGGCGAGGGAUAAUCCUGGAUCACCGGUCCUCUUCUUCUUCUUCCGUCAGAUCAUCCAAGCCAAUCAUAAGCCUGACGCUUUACUACGUGAUUGGCUUCAUCAGAUUUUGACUUAUAGCCCGCCCUUGCAGAAGAAGCUUAAAUCAGAUAUGGAGUCACGAAGCCUCGAAACUGUUUCUAUCGAUGAAUUGUGGACAAAUCUCCAUAUGGCUCUUUCCGGAAUUUCGGGAAGGGUGUUCUGCGUCGCUGAUGCUCUUGACGAAAUCGAUAAAGGCAAUGACUCAUUCCUUACGUCUCUUGCAUCGCUGGGGACGUGGAGGCCCGAUAAAGUCAAGGUUCUCAUCACAAGUCGCCCUGUUCCAACGGUUGAGGGACCUUUGAGGAAGUCUCCCGGUAUCCAAAUCCGUCUACAGGAGGACCUGGUUGAUAUUGAUAUACGAACCUAUGUCCAAUCCACUCUUUCCAAGUCCGCGAUCCCAAAGAGCGACUGGAAGACUAUCAUAGAUGCUGUUCCUGGCAAGGCUAAUGGUCUAUUUCUCUAUGCGAAAUUGGCUAUGGAUGCUUUUAUAGAGCCAGGUGCGGAUAUCGACCUGGUCUUAUCGAAAUUGCCUGUGGAUUUGAAUGUCUUGUACACAGGCCUCCUCAGAGACCAUUCCCAUCGAUCUGGAGUAGCCGAUAGCACUCAACGACUGAUUCUCCAGGCUGUCACCCACGCUAGGCGACCUCUGAGGCUGUUGGAGCUAGCUGAGAUGGUCAAGAGUAAUAAUCCGGAUGACCAAACACUGGAUUUGAAAGAUGCGAAGAAUCUAAUCCGGGCGGGCUGUGGUCCCUUGCUGGAGAUACUGGCAGAUGAGACGGUGUCCGUUAUUCAUCACUCGUUUACAGAGUAUCUCAAAGGAACCACUAGAUCGCAAGAAAUGUCCGGAUAUCCCAUUCUCGAAUCGGUAUCCUCUCAUACUCAGUUGGGAAUUGCCUGCCUAAACUAUUUGAUUACCGAGAACUUGGAACCUACAGCGAUGAACAAUGAAGAGUCAGAAGGCUUCAGGUAUCGACCUAUAAAAAAGGACACUGGCCUGCGCUUGAAAUUCCCAUUCUUCGAUUAUGCUGCAAGUAACUGGUCUCAUCAUUUCAAGGCAUCUGAAGCUGCUGGAGAAGACCAGGCAGAAAUCAACCUCAAGAUCCGCCAAUUUUUAGGCGAUGAAAAGAGAAUUGAGCCAUGGUUGCAGGCAAAGUGGGAAAGCUCGACGGAAAACGUCACGCAAGUUCAUAUCGCUGCUAGGCUUGGGCUGUUUUCCUAUCUCCGAGAGCUUCUUCAAACCAUGCCACCAGAUGAACCAGAUUCCAGCGGGAGAACUCCAAUUUGGUGGGCUGCUCGCAUGGGCCAUACAGAUAUCGUCCGGGAGCUGAUCAAGCUUGGAGCAAACCCAGACCAUGACGAAUCAACCAAGGGGUUAAAGCCGCUACAUGAGGCCGCAAAGAGGAACCAUGCAGAAACUGUUACAGCACUUCUAGAGGCUGGGGUGCACCCUCUUACGGAGCAAACUCGUGAGGACUAUGACUUCCGGUGGGCUCACGUGUUGGGGACAAUGGGGCAAACUGCUUUCGGUUUUGCGGUUGAGAAUGGCCACUUGGAAGCGGUGGAUGCCUUUCUGCCUUUCAUCAAGGAUAUCAAGAAAGUUCAACGAUACUUCAUGUUGGCGGCCUCCAGGUGUAGAGCCAAAGUGGUUGCUCGACUUCUUGAAGUCCCUGGAAUCAACGCCAACGAUCGGAAUGAUGGGCGCACUGCACUGCAGGCUGCCUGUAGCUGCGGAGACGCUGAGACGAUCGGGUGCCUUUUGAAGGCUGGGGCAGACCCUAACAACGUUUCCGACAACAAUGAUGACGGAAACGUCCUUCAUAUGCUAGCCGGGAUUUCGUAUGGAAUUGUGGACAAAAUACCGGAAAUAUUCCCACUUCUCGUCCAGGCAGGCGUUGACAUUCACGGGCGUGACUUCUAUGGGGGGACUCCUCUACAUGCGAUGGUCCACUCUCCAGUUUUCACACGACUUCUUCUUCAAACUGGAGCAGAUGCUAACGCAACUGACAAUGAUGGAGCCACACCCCUCCACCGCGUUAUGGAUAUAGAGUCCAUGUGUAUUCUUGUUGAGGAGGGACACGCAGAUAUCAACGCUGUCAGGCACGAUGGAGGGACUCCUCUUCAUGCCCUGCUUUCACGACCUCGUCCUGAAAUGACCGCCAAGUUCCUAGAAUAUGGUCCCGACUGCAGUGUCGUGGAUGGAUAUGGUAACGGGAUGCUGCAUUCCGAACUAACGGCUUACCAUGUUGAUAAAGAUAUUGUCGAAUCUUUGCUGAAGCUGGGGGCCGACCCAAACCUGAAGGACAACAAAGGGCUCACGCCUAUUCUCCGCGCCGCCGGUGGUGAGGUGGAGGAAGAGAUUAUAGAUCUCCUCAUCAAAGCUGGUGCUGAUGUAUGCGCAACAGACGAUCGUGGAGAAAAUGUUCUUUUCCGGCAGUUUGAUGGUUACACUGAUCGAGAAAAAGGAGCAUUCGACACCUGGGUUAAGAAAGGGGUACCGACGAUGAUCCGGGACCGGAUGGGCCGCACCCUUCUGCACACAGCCGUGGGAAGAUGUGGAUACAGUUACGGCAUAUCAGACCCAAUUGGCCCGAUUCUUGGGCUCGGGCUCGAUAUCAAUAGCGUUGACUAUGAUGGAAAUGGUUUGUUGCAUGAACUCGCUCGAGUUAAUCGAAACCACGGCAUAGGUCCUAGCGUGAAUAUGAUUUCCCACUGGGAAAGGUUACUGAGUCUCGGGUUGGACCUCGACCAGGCCAACUAUGAUGGACUCACUCCUUUGCAUAUCCUAUGCUCAGCAGACUUGUCGGACAAGUCUGAGUCCUCGCUUUUGAAAAAGGUUAUGCCAAUCGACUUCGUGAUUUCGAGGGUGAACAAUGUAGACAGAACAGACAAAUACGGUGCUACGCCGCUUCAUCGGGCUGUUACUAUCGGUGAGGUGUACACGAAAAGGCUUCUUGAAGCUGGCGCGAACCCGGCCAAAGCCACUCGCCAAGGCAUGACCCCUCUCCAUCUUGCUUCUAGAAGCAGACAGAGCAACGUAGUAGGCAUGCUACUGGAAGCCUUGAGAAGGAGGACCCCUUCAUCUACUCCGCCUGUGUUGGGAGUGGAUGCUGUUGUGUUUAAAUUAACAGACAGCUACGGCCCUAGUUAUGACCAGUAUUCCCAGAGCUACCUGGGCGAUGCUCUGUAUGCCUACCCUACCACUCCGCUGUUUUACGCCUGCCGAUCUGGGAGGCCAGAAACGGUAGCACUUCUUCUCGAAGCUGGUGCGGAUAUUAAAAAAGGAAAUGUUCUGCAUGCAUGUGCUGGUUUUGAAAGAGAGAAUGAGGUGUGGCAGGGUCUCCCGGAAUAUUCACGUGGAGACCAGAAACAGAUGCGUCUCACGGUGAUAGACGAAACGAUCCUUUUAGAUCCAAAAUGCCCACUCGUUCUAGAUACGCUGCAAGUGGACGAAACUGCCAGAUUGGAGGAAAUUCUGGAUAUGCUUGUCAAGCACGGGCUUGAUCCGGCUGAGAUUUCUCAUGUUGAUUGCUGUGCCCAGGCGGAAGAUGAGAUUACCAACAAGAACAGCAGCUUUAUUGACAGGGCUUUCUUCAAACAGGAUGAUUAUACAGGCGCUUGUUUCAGAGCCGCUUGCGAUUCAGCCAUAAAAGAGAAGGAAUUUCCGAUCAUAACUCCACUCGAAAGACUGCACUGUUCAUCAAAGAAUGCGGCUUAUCUGGAAUUGAGAUCUCCUGGACUCAUUAAAAAUAAAGCAUUGAGAUCUCCUAGAUACACUAAACAUGAAGAAGUCUAUCCAGAUACCCUAGUAUCCUUCUUGCGUAGAAGGGAGUAUCCAUUGGUUGAGGAGAUGGCAAGACUUGGUACACAGUUUUUGCCAACUUCUCCCCGUGAAGAAUCGAACUUUGCUAUUCUUGUCCAACAUGGUUAUUCUACUCUUAUUGAGAAAAUUGGUGCGAUUGUGGCAGGAAGAGAGAUAGAAAGAGGAAAUUGGCAUGCAUUUGGCGACAAGAAACGGCCAGGUCUUUGGCUCGCCAACCGGGAUAUCAUCCAGGAAGAUGAGGUCGUGGGGUCUGUUCUUCCUUUUUUGACCGCAGCCGUGAUGAGGGAGCUACCCAACAUGGAGAUUGUCAAACUGUUGGUGGAAAAGUUUCACGUGGAUGUCAAUGAGCUGGUUUCCGUUUAUGACCUCCAACCCGCGACUUAUGAAGGCACGGCUGGGGCUUCCGCUCUUCAUACAGUGUCUCUCGGCUGUCACUGGUGGCAAGUUCACCAAGCAUUGCCUUAUUUGCUUCGGUCGGGAGCUAAUAUAGACCUCCGAGACGCUGGGGGACGAACAGCCCUUCAUACUGCUCUUGGGCAAUAUCUGCAGCAGCCCUUCCAGCGGGAUGCUGCGCGACUGCUGGUUGAAGCAGGGGCAGAUGUCAAUGCAAUGGAUGGGUCAGGGGCGGACUGCCUUGCUUACGCUCGAGGCGAUUUUGAGAUGAGCAAGGUGCUCAUCUCUCGUGGAGCAGUUGUGACAGCAGAAUCAAUAUUCAGGGCAAUCGAUGCUGAGAGCGCGUCCACGCUCAAAGUACUCCUGUCUAGCGGUAUUAGUGCCAACACACGUCGAAUACCACCAUCUGAAGAUGAAUUGGCGUCCCAACGAAAGGGUGGUUUCCCUGAAGGAGAAGUGGGUUGGUCCCCGUUUGCAUGGGAAACAGAAGAUCACGAGCAAUUCCCACUAUUAUGUGCUGGAGCUAGUAGGCGCGAUAUAGCAAGGAACGAAAUGGUACAGGUGCUGCUCGACCACGGGGCUGAUCCAUUUGCCAAGUUCUUGACCCCAAGCCCAAUAACCUACGGUGAUACAGCACCUGAGAAUUUCCGAGAGGCCAUAGUCCUGCAUGAGUUGCUGUAUCAUGGCCUCGCGAUAGACCCUUUCUUCCAAAUUCCGCAGCUCGACAUACAUCGCCGAGAUGCUAGGGGUUGGACACUCCUUCUUGCAGCUUGUUCAGGCUGCCCGGAUAGCCUACUCUCACGGAAGCAGCAGGAAGAUAGCACAGAAGAAAUUGCAACGACGUUUCAAAAGCUGUUGUCAGUGGGUGCAGAUCUGGAAGCCUUGGACAACGCGGGGCGGAACAUUCUACAUUUAAUGAUUCGUCGUGACGAGGUUACUGGGUGGAACGAAAUGAGGCAGAUCCAGAACUCGCUGACUCAAAGUGUUCGAACGGCACCCCAUCUCAUGAACCAGAAGGAUAAUUCUGGGAACACCCCUCUCCAACUCGCCGUACUACGUAUGGUUGAGGGAUCAAAUCACCACCUCUCUCUAAGUAACCUUAAACUAACUGAAAUGCUCGUAUCUGCUGGAUCUGACUACCUGAUUACCGACAAACGUGGCAACAGUAUUCUUCACCUUCUUGCUGCCGGACUCAAAACAGAGGAAGAGCGUGGAUUCUUUGAACAGAUGGUACAACGGGGAAUGGACGUGAAUGGGCGGAAUGAGCAGGGAGAAACCCCACAAACUUCCGCAUCGGAUAGAGGGGCUUAA
Molecule: messenger RNA, 5940 nt
Organism: Clonostachys rhizophaga
Lineage: Eukaryota; Fungi; Ascomycota; Sordariomycetes; Hypocreales; Bionectriaceae
Source: the annotation of a GenBank genome assembly